GGUGACUGCUAUAAAACAUGGAGCAGGUGCUCGAGAUGGAGUAGCUGGGGCACUGGAAGAUUGUGGAAGACCUGCAAUGAUAAGUAAGUAUUGAAUCACGAAUUCUUCGUUUGUAACUUGAUGUCAUUGUGAGCAGGCCUGAUUAGACCUGGCCGGAAAUAUAGACAACAAGCUAUUCAGAAAAAGAAAAUUAGCCACAAGUAUUGAAAAGUAAAAUCAUGAUCCGAGGAAAUGGUCAAAGCUGAACAAAUAAAACUAAAUAUAUAGACAACUUGAAGCCAGGUUCAACUACGCGAGGAUACAAAAAGGUGUAAUAAACACUAGUCAUACAGAGCACGGCUAGCUGCCCGUUGGUGUAACUGAGCUAUUCGGGCGGUGUGCGUUUCCAAUUAUCGUAGUCCUAAAAUUAGGUUGUAUAACAAGAUUUAAGAUUGUCACGAAGGGUUUCAUUUUAAUUCGCAGAUGCAUUGAGCUGGGUUACUCUGGUGGAAGUUGUCAGCUCUGUCCCAGCACUUGUUGGAUGAGCGACAAAGCUUACCAGUGCAGGUGUUUUGGAACCGGAUCCUGUUGA
Messenger RNA from Pocillopora meandrina, 571 nucleotides. The record is from the annotation of a GenBank genome assembly. NCBI's taxonomy places the organism in Eukaryota, Metazoa, Cnidaria, Anthozoa, Scleractinia, Pocilloporidae.